AUGUAUGCCAAACGUUCCCUAUCUAUGACGGCCCUUGCCGCCAUCUUUGUGUGUGGAUUCGCAAAAGACUCACGUACUUUCGCCGUGAAUCACUUCUAUGGCAAUGGUGCUCUGUCGAUGGGACGAAUGGACCCCAUCAUGAAUCCAGGAACCCCAUCAACUCACUCACACGCCAUUCAAGGCGGGAGCAACUUCAACCUGACCAUGACGGACGAUGCCCUCCUGUACUCAAAUUGCACCUCCUCUCUAGUUGACGCCGACAAAAGCAACUACUGGACCCCAUCCCUGUACUUCCAACACUCCAACGGAAGUUUCCUCUCAGUCCCAAUGUUCUACAUGAACGUCUACUACUUUUUCGAGCCAACCGACGACGAAAUCAAGCCCUUCCCACUCGGCCUACGCAUGUUCAUCGGCAACGCCUCUCUCCGAACCCCACCCCAAGAUGCCGCCAACGUCCUAGACACAAACCAAGGACCCAUCCAGCCCGUGCAAUGGACAUGUCCACGCACAUCCUACAACAUCCCCUCCUACCCACCAGACUCAGACGGCAUGCACGGCGUCGGUAUCCAGGACCCUAACAACGCCGGCGCAGGUGCCGGGUUCCCGCAUAUGAACUGCGACGGAUAUGCGUCGCCUCUGCGUGCAGAUAUUCACUUCCCCUCUUGCUAUAACCCCGAGGCUGGUAUCCAGGCCCAUGAGACUAACAUGGUCUUCCCGAGCAGCAAGGGUACCACUGGUGGCAAGGCGAACUGUCCACCUGGUUGGAUUCACGUUCCUCAUAUCUUCUAUGAGGUGUACUGGAAUACGCCGCUGUUUGAGGGGAUGUGGACUGAGGGAACUGGCUCGCAGCCGUUUAUCCUCAGUAACGGGGAUCGUACGGGGUACUCACUUCAUGGUGACUUUAUCUCUGGCUGGGACGAGGAAGUUUUGCAGAAGAUUAUUGAUAACUGCAAUACUGGGGAUUUGGGCAUGGAUAAGUGCAGUGAUGCUGGGUUCCUCAACGAUGCCUCGACUACCUGCAAUAUUCAGAACCUGGUUCCAGAGAAGAUCGACGGUGUAUUGAAGAAGCUGCCGGGUAAUAACCCGCCGACAGGUUGGGGACAGGAGGUAGAGGAGACUGGGAAACAACGUGUGAAGAGACACUUCCGUGGGCAUGUGCACGGUAGACAUGUCUAG
Penicillium concentricum is the source of this 1176-nucleotide messenger RNA. RefSeq names its product DUF1996 domain-containing protein. Lineage: Eukaryota; Fungi; Ascomycota; Eurotiomycetes; Eurotiales; Aspergillaceae. The transcript has 2 exons. The record is from RefSeq and is a predicted model, not a curated record. The coding region runs from base 1 to 1176 and encodes 391 amino acids.